GAAUGCGUGUUUGAAAAUGUCGAGUUAAAAAAGGAAGUUUUUAAGGACAUGGAUAAGUAUGUUUCAAAAAAUGGCGUGCUAUGUAGUUCAACGAGUUGUUUCCCGGCUUCUUCAUUUACGGAGGAGUUAGUGCAUCGAUCACAAGUAGUAGUUGGACAUCCAGUUAAUCCACCUUAUUACGUGCCUCUUGUUGAAAUAGUGCCUGCACCAUGGACAGAUCCCUCUGUUGUAGACAAAACAAGGGCUCUAAUGGCUGAAAUAGGACAAAAGCCUGUCGUACUAAAGAAAGAAUUACCAGGAUUCGCACUGAAUCGAAUUCAGUACGCUUUGAUUGAUGAGUGUUAUCGAAUAUAUCAGGAUGGAAUUAUGUCAUUAGAAGACAUUGAAACAUCAAUAUGCGACGGUUUAGGACUUCGAUAUGCAUUCAUCGGACCAUUAGAGACAUGCCAUUUAAACGCUGAAGGCAUGCGUGAUUAUUGCAACCGAUAUGGUGAAGGUAUUUACAAAGUUUCCCAAACCUUUGGGCCCAAUCCUCUGAUGGAAGGUGAAGAAUUGCAGAGAUUGGAUGAAGACAUUUGCAAGAUAAGUCCUCUUGAGAAAAUGUCAGAACGACGCCAAUGGCGAGAUGCUAGAUUGUCAGCCCUUUCAAAAAUGAAAAGGGUACUAGAGGAAUCAGAAAAAGCACAAUGAAAAUCCAGGCAUUAAUUACUUAUCUUUGAAAUAUUGUCUUCAUAUUCUGUAAUUACAUUUAUUGGUGAUUGUAAAGCAACACGACAUAAUAAAUUUCUGUGAAUCAUUUAUUAAGUUGUUAAAAAUAAAAAAUGCAAUUGUUUUA
Messenger RNA from Parasteatoda tepidariorum (common house spider), 835 nucleotides. Its product is annotated as lambda-crystallin. The record is from RefSeq and is a predicted model, not a curated record. Lineage: Eukaryota; Metazoa; Arthropoda; Arachnida; Araneae; Theridiidae. Gene Ontology annotation, biological process: fatty acid metabolic process. Gene Ontology annotation, molecular function: NAD+ binding; L-gulonate 3-dehydrogenase activity.